Molecule: messenger RNA, 1437 nt
Organism: Aspergillus pseudoviridinutans
Lineage: Eukaryota; Fungi; Ascomycota; Eurotiomycetes; Eurotiales; Aspergillaceae
Product: esterase/lipase family protein
Exons: 1
Coding region: 1-1437 (478 amino acids)
Source: RefSeq, a predicted model, not a curated record
AUGAAUGGGCAACCCGAGUUGGAGGAACGUGCGGGCGCCAGGGAUGCCAGCCAGCCCUUAGGGCUUGUCUUUGUGCACGGAUUCAACUCAUCGCCGUCCGCUUGGGAUGAAUUUGUCUCGCUGCUGAAUGCAGACCCCGAAUUCCGGAUCCCAAUUAGGUGCUUACAGUUUCAAUAUGCCACUGCUAUGUUCACGCCUUGGUCUCCAUUCACCAGGCUACCAACGUUGGGGACAGUUGCAGGAAGCCUCCGCGUUUUCUUGGAAACUGAGGCUGCCAAAUUUGAUCGUCUGGUACUGAUAUGCCACAGCCAAGGUGGAUUGGUUGUGCAACGUUUCCUGGCUCAAAUGGUUCGGAGCGGACGUGGGAACGAACUUGCCCGAAUUCGUCGAGUAAUCCUUUUCGCCUGUCCAAAUAAUGGCUCCGAAUUGGGCUUGACUUUACGCCGUAGAAUACUGCGGGGCCACCCGCAAGAAUAUCAGCUUCGCCCUCUCUGCGAGGGAGUCAACGAGGUCCAGAGGACUAUCAUGCAACAAAUUGUAUACACUGAAGGAGUGGCUCCGCAUAAAUGUCGAAUAACAUUUGCGGUAUAUGCAGGAGAAAGUGACAACAUAGUGGAGCCCGUCUCCGCUCAAGCCGUCUUCCCCAAUGCCGGAUCUCUUCCAGGCGAUCACUUCUCUAUAAUUCGCCCCGACUCCCUAGAGCAUCGCUCUUAUAGGGUUCUUAAGCAUCAGAUUUGCUUGGCCUCCACUGUCUCCAUCAACCCGUCUCCAACGCCUUCUCCUGGAGAUUCUACAACGGUUUGUCUCUCCAUUGCCGAAGAUGGGCAUUUUAUCGGUGGGGAUCAUGAAGCAACUACUGAUGCUGUCAUAGCCCUUUUAGAAAGGCCUUUUGACCAGCGUCUUGUCAGCAUCCGAACCCCUGAUAUCGAGCCCACAUAUAAAUACACAAACCCCGACGCAUAUAUGGCACUACAGAAAGGCAUUCGAACUUAUGAACGUGCAAUCCAUUUCUUACUUUGCGAUAGCGUACGUUUCACUUCAAAGUGGACUCGGCAGCAAUUGAUCAAAAGUGUGCUGGAGUUGCGCAAUUUUGCGCUUCCAGGGUUAAUUGACUAUGACCAUGAGAUAUGGUAUGUCUGGCCGGCCACAGAUCCAAACCUCGUGACACAUGUCCGCAUUCCUGAAAGAAUGGCGACAUUUACGAGAAAAGGAUACUAUCACGAUGACUUCAUGGAAGGAAUCAGAAAGCAGGGAUUACCGCCAGAUGAGCCGAUCUGGCUGAAUGUUAUAUUUCCUAAUAUUUUUUGGGAGCAGAUCGCUCCAGCUGCAGCAUUCCUUGCUGCGGAGGGGAAGUUGCAAACUCCCGUUUAUAUGCAAAAUUGGGUCAUCUCUGAUCGGAACCCAAGUGAAUUGCAGAGGAGGCGACCUAGAAAUUAG